This is a messenger RNA of Oryza brachyantha (malo sina), 1476 nucleotides long. Its product is annotated as manganese-dependent ADP-ribose/CDP-alcohol diphosphatase. Bases 213 to 1181 code for a protein of 322 amino acids. The record is from RefSeq and is a predicted model, not a curated record. Lineage: Eukaryota; Viridiplantae; Streptophyta; Magnoliopsida; Poales; Poaceae. Gene Ontology annotation, molecular function: manganese ion binding; CDP-glycerol diphosphatase activity; 2',3'-cyclic-nucleotide 2'-phosphodiesterase activity. The transcript has 2 exons.
GAGAGGCGAGAGUCGUGGUGCGUCGAUUCGAUCCCACCGUCUCUCUCUCUCGACUCCGGUUGCUUCCGCCGCCGCCAGAAUCCACGGUCCUUUUCCAACUACCGCCUGAGGUGACGCCGCUCCCAGCAGGAGCUCCCCACCACUACAGCUGCGCCGGCGCCGGUACUCGUCACCUCCCCCGUCGACCGCACCGCCUGCAUCUUGGCCAAGAGAUGAUGGCUGUGACAAAUGGAGGAGUAGUCCAUGCAUCUUCUAGGGAACCCUUAUUUUCAUUCGGUGUGAUUGCUGAUGUCCAGUACGCCGAUAUUCCUGAUGGUCGCUCAUUCCUUGGCGUCCCGCGCUACUACCGUCACAGCAUCAGCGUCCUCCAAAGGGCUGUCAAUAGUUGGAACAAACAACAGAACAUCAAGUUUUCAAUCAACUUUGGUGAUAUCAUUGAUGGAUAUUGCCCGAAGGACAAAUCGUUGUGGGCGGUGCAGAAGGUCCUUGAUGAAUUUGAGAAAUUUGAUGGCCCAACUUACCACAUGUUUGGGAACCAUUGCCUCUAUAACCUUCCUCGCAGCAAGCUAGUAUCGUUACUGAAGAUGCCAACCAAUUCUGAUCGCGCUUACUAUGACUUCUCUCCAUGUCCUGAGUACAGAUUUGUUGUCCUGGACGCUUAUGACUUCAGUGCACUUGGCUGGCCUCGUGACCAUCCAGUGACUGCCGAAGCAAUGAAGUUCCUGGAUGAAAAGAACCCAAACACUGACAAGAACAGCCCUGAUGGUCUGGUUGGCGUGGACCGGCGGUUUGUGAUGUUCAAUGGUGCAGUUGGCAAAGAGCAGUUAUUGUGGCUCAAUGAUGUCCUCCACAAUGCAUCACUAUGCGGACAAAAUGUCAUUAUAUGCAGUCAUCUCCCAAUGGAUCCUGGUUCAGCUUCAUUUGCAGCUCUCAUGUGGAAUUAUGAUGAGGUGAUGGCUGUUGUUCACCAGUACAAAUGUGUGAAGGCAUGCAUUGCUGGGCACGACCACACAGGAGGUCACUCUUUGGACUCGCAUGGUGUACAUCACCGCACUCUUGAGGCUGCAUUGGAGUGUCCUCCUGGCACCAGUGCAUUCGGGCACAUCAAAGUGUAUCCUGAUAAGCUAUUGCUUGUUGGUUCUGAUAAAAUGGCUGAUACAGAGAUGUGUUUUGAGCUCUAGGGUGAACUUUGUAGUGGAGCAAAUUCAUUCAACUAAGUUGUUUUGACAAACUUAUUGAGAAACAUUUGACUUCAUUACACUCAUUUUUUUGGCAUCAUAAUUACAUGUAAGUAUGUACUGUGGAAACUGGCAAACUUAUGGGACUAAUGCAAUGCUCUAUUUCUUUCCAAAGCUGAUAUAAUAGAGCACAUUAUCUUGAUGUCCUUUUCCUCUGCCUUCCAUUUUAUCCAUGUCAGAGCUUAAUCAUGUAUGAGAUACCUAAUAAUUUGGCUUGUUAAUGUAUCAUUGUUACACA